AUGCUUCGAAUGGGCCUCGGGCUCGCAUCCCAUCUUGGACAAACACACGUACCCUCGUCGCCUCUUGGCUCGACACCGCAGCUUACCCAGACUGCUUCUGCGUACACCACUCCGCCAUCCCGCACACUGUCCCCAGCUCCGCCUGUCAUCCCCGACUUCACCUCACCUCACCUCACCUUGCCUCGCCUUACCUUACAUGGCAACCGUCCCGCCUUCGCCUCACGCCCAUCUUCGCCAUCCAUCCUUCCCUCUUACUCACACACCCCGCUCUUCGGACGAGACGAGGACGAAGAGAACGUCCUUCUAGCACUAGAGAUCCAGAAGCCCGGUGCGGUGCCCAAGCGCAGCCACCACCCCACCUCCGCCUCGACGUAA
Colletotrichum orchidophilum is the source of this 375-nucleotide messenger RNA. RefSeq lists its product as uncharacterized. The transcript is spliced from 2 exons. The record is from RefSeq and is a predicted model, not a curated record. Lineage: Eukaryota; Fungi; Ascomycota; Sordariomycetes; Glomerellales; Glomerellaceae. The coding region runs from base 1 to 375 and encodes 124 amino acids.